Messenger RNA from Morus notabilis, 2232 nucleotides. Its product is annotated as proline-rich receptor-like protein kinase PERK13. The transcript is spliced from 8 exons. Gene Ontology annotation, molecular function: protein kinase activity; ATP binding. Gene Ontology annotation, biological process: protein phosphorylation. Lineage: Eukaryota; Viridiplantae; Streptophyta; Magnoliopsida; Rosales; Moraceae. Bases 1 to 2232 code for a protein of 743 amino acids. The record is from RefSeq and is a predicted model, not a curated record.
AUGUCAGAUUCGAGUGAUUCGUCACCUCCAGCUCCAGAAUCCGAACCGACCACACCACCACCUUCCGACACCUCCUUUUCUCCUCCGCCGUCGGAUCAGGGCUCCGCACCAUCGCCACCGUCUGACGGCCAAGGUCCGAGCGCUCCUCCCUCACCUUCUCCACCCGACAACUCCGCCACGCCUUCACCUCCGCCACGAUUGGAAUCUCCUCCUCCAUCUUCGCCGCCGCCGCCUCCAGCUGAGUCGAAUACUCCACCACCUUCCGAAUCCCCGCCACCGAGCAACCCAACCCCAUCGCCGCCGAAGGAAUCUACACCGUCACCGUCAGAUCCGCCGCCGUCGAAAUCAUCGCCCGUUUCUCCUCCUCCAAGCCAUUCCAAGAAAUCUCCGCCCCCGUCGGAAACUUCUCCUUCCCCUCCAAGCCCUGAAUCUCCGCCGCCGACGAACGAUUCCCCUUCUCCGCCUAGCUCCCACUAUCAGCAGUCUCCUCCGCCUCCAGAGUCCGAAUCCCCUCCUUCUUCCUCUAUUUCUCCUCCGGCCAACACUAACACACCCGCCGAGAAUCCGCCGCCGCCAAAUGUACCAUCAGAAUUCGCUCCUCCUACGGAUUCGAUGUUAAGUCCACCUCCUCCUUCUGAAUCGACGCCAAGCCUGUCGCUUUCGCCUCCGCUGUCUGAUUCCAGAUCAGAGUCUUCCUCAAAUUCAACUUCCAAUUCGCCAUCGGAAUCGAAUGUCCAUUCCGGAACUGUCGUGGGAGUGGCGGUGGCGGGGGUUUUCAUAAUCGCGUUGAUCGCCAUGUUUUUCGUGUGCGCAAGGCGGAGGAGAAAACGCGCCGAGGUCUACGCGGCGGCGCAUUACAUGCCUGCGGGUACCUUUUCAGUGAAAUCAGAAGGAUAUUACGUGGGACAGCAGCAUAACAUCAACAUCAGCAAUUCUGGGCCAGCGGACAGCUUCUUCCCUUCACAAGGCCCAAAUUCUUUCAUCAAUAAUAGCUAUGGCAGUCAGAGAGGCAUUGCGAGCUAUGGAGGGGGAUUGGAGUCUGGUCUAAUAGGAGGUCCUAAUCCUUACUUCAGCUAUGAAGAAUUGACGGAAAUAACGAACGGAUUUUCGAGUCAAAAUGUGCUCGGUGAGGGCGGGUUCGGAUGCGUUUACAAGGGUUGCUUGCCAGAUGGGAAAGUGGUGGCUGUGAAGCAGCUCAAGGCUGGGAGUGGACAAGGAGAGAGAGAGUUUAAAGCAGAGGUUGAGAUUAUUAGUAGAGUUCACCAUCGUCACUUGGUGUCUUUGGUGGGAUAUUGCAUCUCUGAGCAACAGAGAUUGUUGAUCUAUGAGUUUGUUCCCAAUAAAACUUUGGAGCAUCAUUUGCAUGGUGAUGGAAUGCCGGUGUUGGAAUGGACUAAAAGACUCAAGAUUGCUUUAGGGGCUGCAAAGGGUUUGGCAUACUUACACGAGGAUUGCCACCCGAAAAUAAUUCACAGAGACAUCAAGUCGGCAAAUAUUCUUUUGGAUGAUGCUUUUGAGGCACAGGUUGCAGACUUUGGCCUUGCAAAACCCUCAAACGAUACGCAUACGCAUGUCUCCACUCGAGUUAUGGGAACAUUUGGGUACAUGGCACCAGAGUACGCAUCAAGUGGAAAGUUAACAGAUAGAUCAGACGUAUUCUCAUUUGGAGUGGUGCUUCUUGAGUUUGUAACUGGUCGUAAGCCUGUCGACCCAUCUCAGCCUCUUGGUGACGAGAGUUUAGUUGAAUGGGCUCGCCCUCUUCUAAUCCGCGCCCUUGAAACUGGGGACAUGAGUGAACUAGUAGAUCCACGGCUAGAAAAGCAUUAUGUAGAAAGCGAAAUGAUCAGAAUGAUCGAGGCAGCUGCUGCGUGCGUACGACAUUCAGCUCCAAAACGACCCCGCAUGGUUCAGGUGGUAAGAGCAUUGGACUGUGAAGGUGAAAUGUCUGAUCUGACAAACGGAGUGAAAUAUGGACAGAGCAUGAUAUACGACUCUGGCCAGUACAACCAAGACAUUAUGAAGUUCAGAAGGAUGGCGUUAGGAGACAGCUCCGAAUACGACAUGUACAGCGGAGAGUUCAACAACUCUAGGGAGGUUUCUGGAUACCAAAGUUCAUGGAAUGUCCGGGAUAGUUCGAGUGGAGAAUCCGAUACUCGGGCCUUCACGGCGCGUAAUGUUGGUGAGCAAAGAUAUGGUGGCUCUCAAAGUAACUUUGGCAGCCGUCUGCUAUAA